This is a messenger RNA of Fasciola hepatica (liver fluke), 375 nucleotides long. The record is from the annotation of a GenBank genome assembly. Lineage: Eukaryota; Metazoa; Platyhelminthes; Trematoda; Plagiorchiida; Fasciolidae.
AUGAUCCCGGGACAUAAUCUGGAAACCACUUUUACACUAUUUGGUCUGCUCAAAUUACGUUGCUUGCCUUCUGGCUCGAAAAAACGGCGCAAACCUGAUAGCCAUUUGCCUACAGGUUUACCCGGUCUAGACUUUGUGUUCGCUAACACUGGGGAUGUUCUGAUUGCCAGUAAAGACGAGGAUGAACACAUCCGUCAUCCGAAAGAAGUUUACAAACAAAUUCAAACCGGUGAUAUUUCCGUGAAAUCGCUCAAGAACAAUUUUUGUGCCCCUAGCCUCAGCUUCUUAGGUCACCCUAGUGACAGUCAGGACAUUGCACCAUUGCCACAGGAAGUCAGCAUGAUAUCCUACUACCCGCUUCCAGAAUCCAAGUAG